UCGCCCCAGGUGAGCCCCGGGGUCUCAGGUAAGGUCUGGCGAUGGCAGGUAAGAUCCCCUCGGCGGAGAUGAGGCUCGGCGCCUCCACCUGAAAGUCCCUCCUCUUCCUAGGGGACCCUCCUCCUUUGGGGAGGCUUCCUGCCCUCCUCCAGGCACUGGGCUCCCUCUGCUCCCCGUGGGCCGCUCCCCGCGUGGGGCCACUGCCCUUGGCCCCCGCCAUGGUGCGGAUUUCAAAGCCCAAGACGUUUCAGGCCUACUUGGAUGAUUGUCACCGGAGGUAUAGCUGUGCCCACUGCCGAGCCCACCUGGCCAACCACGACGACCUCAUCUCCAAGUCCUUCCAGGGCAGUCAGGGGCGUGCCUACCUCUUCAACUCUGUGGUGAACGUGGGCUGCGGGCCAGCAGAAGAGCGGGUGCUGCUGACAGGCCUUCAUGCUGUCGCGGACAUCCACUGUGAGAACUGCAAGACCACUUUGGGCUGGAAAUAUGAGCAAGCCUUUGAGAGCAGCCAGAAAUACAAAGAGGGGAAGUACAUCAUUGAACUCAACCACAUGAUCAAAGACAACGGCUGGGACUGACCUAGCUCCUGACGCAUGUGGCUUCAGCCUGGCCUGGCCGCCAGGGGGAGCCACUGGUUUCGCUCCUCCUGAAGGGAGCUCUGGACCCUCAGGGCCCCCACAGGGGAAGGAUCCAGCUCCUGUACAUAUAUUUUAUUGCAUGCACUGUGACCUUGGGGGGAGACCAGGAGGGGGAUUGUACCCCCCGCACCUCCCUGCGAUCUGGCUGGCUUGGAUCUCAUUUUUUAACCCCUUCCUCUCCUGCCUGUCCCAUAGAUAUGGCCUGUGUGCUGCUCUCCUGGCCCCGGUGCACUAUCUUUCUGUGAACCUCUCCACUGGAUCCCUCUUACCCGCAGCGUGUCUGUUCUCAUUCUGUAGCGUUUGUAAAUAAUAAAACAAUGGAAUGGAGACA
Meriones unguiculatus (Mongolian gerbil) is the source of this 969-nucleotide messenger RNA. It is a transcript of the gene Ypel3, whose product is annotated as yippee like 3. The record is from RefSeq and is a predicted model, not a curated record. Lineage: Eukaryota; Metazoa; Chordata; Mammalia; Rodentia; Muridae. The coding region runs from base 219 to 578 and encodes 119 amino acids. The transcript is spliced from 5 exons.